Molecule: messenger RNA, 507 nt
Organism: Acanthosepion pharaonis
Lineage: Eukaryota; Metazoa; Mollusca; Cephalopoda; Sepiida; Sepiidae
Source: the annotation of a GenBank genome assembly
AUGGGGUGUUGUUAUAGUAAUGAACAAAAUAACGACAAGGGAGAUGAUUCCGCAGAUGCAGCUGCCAGACAGCCUCUUCUUCAAAAUUCUGCCAAUGAUGACAGUCCAAGUAUGAAUACUGGAAGCUUUAUAACAGAAUCUGGUGAACAUUCAGAUAAAGUUGAUGAACAAUCGAAAUUAGGGAGAAUUCUUCAAACCACUGCAAGGAAUAUUAUUGAUGUAGCUGCCAUGGAACCACAAAGUAUGGAACAUAAUGAAUAUCAUGACAAAGCUAAAUUAUAUAGUGACAAAUUAAAUAGUGCCCUGAAUGGAUCUGGUCGGACUCGGACGUACAAAACGCAAUUACCAUACAGCACAAAUAAUCCACAGAUUAUUUUAUCUUCACAACCGCUGCCUCCGGCAGACUUGCAUUUGAUACAAAGUGCUGCAGAAAAAGCUUAUGAAGCAUAUAAUCAGAUCCAAGUAGAACAUAAAGAAGAUCUUGUUGUUCCAUUUCGUUUUUAUUGA